AUGGAUGACAUGAGUAAACAAUCUGAUUUCAAGCUAUCGGUUCAGGGGAGUAAUAUCAGGAAUUAUGGUUCUCAACCCAGGUAUAUGAUGUCUGUUAAUCGCCUCCCCAAACAUACUGAUUCUCCUCCUCCUUACUAUAGAUCAGCAAUUAGCUUGGGACCUAAAUCAGGUUCCACAUUAUGGAAUAGCAGCACAUCAAGUCUCGGUGGCAAUGUAAAUGACAGAUCAAGUGACUUGAAUGGUCGUUUUUCAAAACUUGAUCUAAAUGAAAGCACUAAUUCAAGUAAAAAGUUGUGCAACGGUUACCACACUGAUUAUUGCUCGACCAAAAAUCUCCAGUCUAUAGAUCGUCGGGAAUUUUCGGAAAUCAAUAACACUUAUAGCAGCAGGAAUUCUGUACGUUGUUUGGACUCUCCAGUAUCUAAUCCUCCUCGUGCACCAAUUAGUCUUCCAGUAAACUCUCAUCACUCAUAUCACAAAGGUGGGCUUGUGGGCCUUAAUAAUCUUGGAAACACUUGUUUUAUGAAUUCAAUUCUUCAAUGUUUAAGUAAUACAGCUCCACUGACCGAGUAUUGCUUGGAAGAUCGAUUUCUAAAAGACAUCAAUAAAUCAAGUUCCAUGAAUGGGAUGUUAUUUCAUUCAUAUGCUGAUUUAAUGAAAGAAAUUUGGGAUCCUGAUUUGGCUAAUUCUUCCACUAGUCCAAGUCGAUUUAAAAGUCAAAUUCAACGAUUCGCUCCUCGUUUUAUGGGAUAUUCUCAACAGGAUUCACAAGAAUUCUUACGAUAUGUAUUGGAAGGUCUUCAUAUGGAAGUUAAUCGUGUUCAAAAGCGUCCAAAUCCUAUUAAGCCAAAUUAUGAAGCAGAAGAUUGUCUCCCAGACAAUGAAAAGGCUAAUUUAUAUUGGAAACGAUAUUUAUCUAUGGACAAUAGCGAAAUCGUAGAUAUAUUUGUUGGACAAUUAAUGAGUACGCUUGAAUGUGGUGAAUGUUCAUUUAAAUCAACUACAUUUGAUCCAUUUUGGGAUUUAAGUUUACCAAUACCGAAAAAAUCAAAUGUCAGCAUAUUGGAUUGUUUAAAUUUAUUCACAUCUAAAGAAGAACUAGAUGGUAAUGAAAGACCCAUUUGUAGUCGAUGUAAAACUCGAAGAAGGUGUACCAAAAGUUUUUCCAUUCAGAAAUUCCCACAAAUUCUUGUACUUCAUUUGAAACGUUUCUCUGGUGAACGUUUUCGUUCGAAAAUGUCGGUUAUGGUUGAUUAUCCUUUAAGAAAUUUAGAUCUGAUCGGAUUUGCUACUUCAAGUUGCACCCAGAAAUCAGCCCAAUAUAAAUUAUACGCAGUUUCAAAUCACAGUGGAAGUGUUUAUACCGGACACUACACUGCAUCUUGUUUAAAUCCUUAUACAGGUGAUUGGCACUCAUUUAAUGACAGUCAUGUACAUGCAAUCUCAGAGAACUCAGUUGUUUCUGCUGAAGGUUAUGUACUUUUCUAUACACUUAUUCAAUGA
This is a messenger RNA of Schistosoma margrebowiei, 1503 nucleotides long. Lineage: Eukaryota; Metazoa; Platyhelminthes; Trematoda; Strigeidida; Schistosomatidae. The record is from the annotation of a GenBank genome assembly.